This is a messenger RNA of Loa loa (African eye worm), 360 nucleotides long. RefSeq lists its product as hypothetical. Gene Ontology annotation, molecular function: monoatomic cation channel activity; mechanosensitive monoatomic ion channel activity. Bases 1 to 360 code for a protein of 119 amino acids. The transcript is spliced from 2 exons. Gene Ontology annotation, cellular component: membrane. The record is from RefSeq and is a predicted model, not a curated record. NCBI's taxonomy places the organism in Eukaryota, Metazoa, Nematoda, Chromadorea, Rhabditida, Onchocercidae. Gene Ontology annotation, biological process: cellular response to mechanical stimulus; regulation of membrane potential; detection of mechanical stimulus.
AUGUAUACGAUGCAUUAUAAGAAAGUACUACCAAUUUUGCCAUUUCCGGACGUGGAUUGCACUAAUGCCGAUAAAGGAACCAUUUAUUUUGUCAAAUUUUAUGCAAAUUUUAUCCUGUACAAAUUUGGUUAUGAGAUGUAUAUGACUCUCGUCCUUCUCUCAGCAGUAGUAGCUUCAAACAUUAUCUCGCUGUUAUCAGUGACGAACUUGGUGAUUUGCUUGCUAAUGGAUCGAUGGCGUGUUCGACGUAUAUUCUUGAUUUUUGUCUGCUAUCACUUGGUCGUCCUCAUCUACUCGUUGCUUGCAUACAUUGGUCCUAUGCCUGGUGAAUGUCAUUACGGUAAGGAUGGACUACAUUAA